ACCCAUCAGUCAUUUUCCGCGCAAGAGGAUGCCGAUCCGGGAUAAAUUUGUACCGGGCAGCAGCACGUACCAUUUCAAUAAUUACGAUGCACUCGAGUUUGACGAAAUGAAUAGUCGUCCAGCCUACGAGGCGGCGCACCGGCGAGCGUCGGAGGAGAGGAGCCACAAGAUGGGCCGAAGCGGAUACACGUGUGUGAGGCACACCUUUUGCUCUAUUAAUGUCAUCCUAUGGCUGUCUGGGUGCGGCCUUCUGGGAGCGGGGCUCUGGCUUCGGCUAGCAUACGAAGGGUACACAGCCCUCCUACCCCAGCAGAGCGUUUUAAGCGCAGACAACCUCCUAACCGGCAUCGGGGUGGCUAUGUUUGUUGUUGCCUUCUUCGGAUGCUGCGGGGCCUGGUUCCAGAGCAGGUGCAUGCUUGUCAUGUAUUUCAGUCUCGUGGUGUUCCUCUUCGUGCUUGAAUUCCUGUUGGCAGCUGCUGGGUUCUUGCUGCGCGUCCCACUUGGCUCGUACUUGGUGGACGAACUGCGGCUUGGCAUCUAUCAGAACUAUGCUCUGAACCCACCCUCCAGCUUGGCAAUACUUUGGGAUCACACUCAAUACAAUUUUGGUUGCUGCGGAAUCACCAAUCAUGAGGAUUGGUAUGACACAAACGCUUGGCCAGGUCAAAACUACGUGCCUAAUUCUUGUUGCCUCCCCAAAUUUUCGAAUAUGACAGAUUGCGGGAAGUCUGAAGAUCCAGACAUGUGGUAUUCUAAAGGAUGUGCCGAACAAGUUCAAAUGUUCUUUGUUCAGAGAUUACACGUGGUUGGAGUUAUAGGAUUGAUUGUAGCUUUCAUACAGCUAUUUGGCUUGAUAUCCUCAAUGCUGCUGUUCUGCACGGAUCGUCAUCGAAGGAAUUCGUACAAGUCGUAUGAACAAGCUUAAGUGCUGAUCAGCAAACACCACUCAUCGCAUUUCACGAUCACCUAAACCGCGAGUGCAACAUCAGUUGAAUGAAAAAAAUCGUGUUUUUAUCAAACAAUGUUGUGCCAACACUCAUUUUUAACAACUAUACUACUGUAUUUAUGCAAAACGUAUCUUGACAUAAUUGCUCGCUCGACCUUAUUCAGCAAGUGCCAACGGUGCGAAAAUUCAUAUCAAUCCUAAAUAUUUUCAUAGUGGCUUCCAUGGCUCAGAGGUGAUAUUGAUUAGCACACAUAGGAAUGUGGCUCUGAAAAGCUCACUCGUCUUCAUUUGUGCUGGACCCGUAAUCUCAAAUGUUUUGUGACUGCAUGUUGAUGUCUACUAUGGCUAAUAAAAAUUUUAAUUCCA
Molecule: messenger RNA, 1312 nt
Organism: Cloeon dipterum
Lineage: Eukaryota; Metazoa; Arthropoda; Insecta; Ephemeroptera; Baetidae
Gene: Tsp5D
Product: Tetraspanin 5D
Exons: 7
Coding region: 29-925 (298 amino acids)
Cellular component (GO): plasma membrane
Source: RefSeq, a predicted model, not a curated record